Trifolium pratense (red clover) is the source of this 1726-nucleotide messenger RNA. RefSeq names its product E2F transcription factor-like E2FE. Lineage: Eukaryota; Viridiplantae; Streptophyta; Magnoliopsida; Fabales; Fabaceae. Gene Ontology annotation, biological process: regulation of transcription by RNA polymerase II. Gene Ontology annotation, molecular function: DNA-binding transcription factor activity, RNA polymerase II-specific; RNA polymerase II cis-regulatory region sequence-specific DNA binding. The record is from RefSeq and is a predicted model, not a curated record. Bases 331 to 1383 code for a protein of 350 amino acids. The transcript is spliced from 11 exons. Gene Ontology annotation, cellular component: RNA polymerase II transcription regulator complex.
CGCUUUUAAUUAAUCAAUCAAUCAAAUCCAAAAAGAUUCCUCCCUCCAAACCCUUACCACGUAAAAAAAAACCCUUUUCUUUUCUUUUCUUUUCUUUUCUGAAACGAAAAACCAAAAUUUGGAUCCAAAAAAACGCUCGCUUCCACCAAUUUUCAAAAUUUGUAGCCCGCCACAUACACUCUCUCUCAAAACCCCAUUCUUAAAUAUAAAUCUCAACGGCUCUGUCGUUUUUCUCUAUAACAACAUCAUCGAGUUUCUUUUCUCUCUUCAAUUUCAUCUUUCUCUUCCCUCCAAAUUUGAAAAUUUCAUUCAGAUCCCAUUCAUUCAUUCAUGGCUUCUUCCUCAGAUCCUCCUCCUUCUUCCAGACACCAUACUUACGACCGUAAACAAAAAUCUCUCGGCCUCUUAUGCACCAAUUUCUUGAGCUUGUACAAUCGAGACGACGUUCGUGUUGUCGGUCUCGACGAUGCCGCUGGUCGAUUAGGUGUUGAGAGAAGACGGAUCUAUGAUAUUGUCAAUGUUUUGGAGAGCAUCGGGGUUCUUCAAAGAAAGGCUAAGAAUCAGUAUACAUGGAAAGGGUUUGGGGCAAUUCCUGUUGCUUUACAGGAGCUCAAGGAAGAGGGGUUAUGGCAGAAUUCACAAGAAGGUGGGAAUGAAGAUACAAAGGUAUCUGAUGAAGAGGAUGAAGAUGAAUCAUUGUCACAACCCACUGGAAGUCAGGGUGAAUCAUUAUCCCAACCUACUGGAAGUCAGAAUGACAUUUUGAACCCUAAUUCUGCUUUUCCCAGAUCUCUCAAAAAUGAUAGAAGGGAAAAAUCUCUGGCGCUGCUUACUCAGAAUUUUGUCAAGCUCUUUGUCUGCUCUAAUCUGGAAAUGAUAUCCCUUGAUGAUGCUGCAAGGUUGUUGCUUGGAGAUGCAUAUAAUUCAUCAACAAUGAGAACAAAAGUUAGGCGCCUUUAUGAUAUUGCAAAUGUGCUAACCUCCAUGAACCUUAUCGAGAAGACCCAUACCACAGAUACAAGAAAACCAGCAUUCAGGUGGCUAGGCUUAAAAGGGAAGACAUGGAAUGAGGCCUCACUUUCUCGGAAAAGGGCAUUUGGAAAUGAUGUCACAAACAUUAGCUUUGGGCGAAACAGAACGGAUUCGUUCAUGGGCGGGGACUUCAGCCAGAACCUUAAGAAGCAAAAGACAAUGGAAAAUGACAGUGGGCUAUGUCAGGAUGACAAGAACAAUAUGAAACAAAAACAGAGCUAUCAGUUUGGUCCUUUUGCUCCAGCCUAUGUAUCCAAAGCCGGAACCUCAGAGAACAAAGUGAAGCAGGUGCAUGACUGGGAGAGUCUCGCAACUGAACAUUGCCCUCAGUAUCAAAACCAAGGCAAAUAACUUUGAAAGAACUAUACUCUCAUUACAUGGAAGCAUGGAAAUCUUGGUACUCUGAAGUUGCUGGCAAGAGAUCUACUCAAGUUUUGUAACUUAAAUAUCCAACAAAAUCAAAUAAAAUUGUUUUUUUCAGAGAGAUAAUCCAUUGUAAGUUGCAUUCUAGAUGUACCAACUUAGAGAUAUCAUGUACGGAUUUUUUAGCAGCCAUACUUAGCCUAAUAUCUGAUUAGGCAGAGAACUUGGAAUUUUUAUAGCACACCUUUUUUUUAGUUGUUUACCAUAGAGUUUUCAACCCUUUAUGCAAAGGAAAAUCUUGUGAGCCGUGUGAUGAUAACAUAGCGAACUA